AUGACCGUAGUAGCAUUCGUGCCAAUCAUUAAUAGACUACAAAAUAUCCGUGAAAUUGCCUCUAUUGCAUCUUUAAAUACUUUCCUUCCGUCUUUCUUUACUUUCUUUCUUUUCUUUCUUCCUUUCUUUCCUUCUUACUUUCUUUUCUUUCUUUUUUCCUUCUUUCUUUUCUUUUUCAUUAAUUUCUUUUCUUUCUUUCUUUCUUUAUUUAUUUUCUUUCGUUUUUCCCUCUUUCUUUUAAUUCUUUCUUUAUUUCUUUCUUUAUUUCCUUCUUUCUUUCUUUCUUUUUUUCCUUUCUUCAUUUCUUUCUUUCUUUUCUUUCUUUAUUUCUUUCUUUCUUUUCUUUCUUUAUUUCCUUCUUUCUUUGUUUCUUUCCUUUAUUUCUUUCUUUUCUUUCUUUCUUUCUUUCCUUCUUUCUUCCUUUUCUUUCUUUCUUCCUUUCUUUCUUACUUUCUUUUCUUUCUUUUUUCCUUCUUUCUUUUCUUUUUCAUUAAUUUCUUUUCUUUCUUUCUUUCUUUCUUUAUUUUCUUUCGUUUUUCCCUCUUUCUUUUAAUUCUUUCUUUAUUUCUUUCUUUAUUUCCUUCUUUCUUUCUUUCUUUUUUUCCUUUCUUCAUGUCUUUCCUUCUUUCUUUCUUUCUUUUCUUUCUUUAUUUCUUUCUUUCUUUUCUUUCUUUAUUUCCUUCUUUCUUUGUUUCUUUCCUUUAUUUCUUUCUUUUCUUUCUUUCUUUCCUUCUUUCUUCCUUUUCUUUCUUUCUUCCUUUCUUUCUUUUUUUCUUUUCUUUCUUUUUUCCUUUUUUCUUUUCUUUUUCAUUUCUUUCUUUUCUUACUUUAUUUCCUUCUUUCUUUCUUUUUCUUUUCUUUCUUCCUUUCUUUCCAUCUUUCUGUUUUCUUUUCUUUUUGUUUCCUUCUUUUUGUUUCUUUCUUUUUUCUUUUUUUUAUUUAUUCUUUUCAUUUUUCUUUCUUUCUUUUCUUUCUUUAUUUCCUUCUUUCUUCUUUUUUCUUUUCUUUCUUUCUUUCCUUCUUUCUUUUCUUUCUUUUUCCUUCUUUCUUUUCUUUCUUCCUUUCUUUCCUUUUUCUUUCUUUUCUUUCUUUUUCCUUCUUUCUUUUCUUUUUUCAUUAAUUUCUUUUCUUUCUUCCUUUCUUUCUUUUCUUUCUUCCUUUCUUUCCUUUUUUCUUUCUUUUCUUUCUUUUUUCCUUCUUUCUUUUCUUUUUCAUUUCUUUCUUUUCUUUCUUUAUUUCCUUCUUUCUUUUCUUUCUUCCUUUCUUUCUUUCAUUCUUUCUUUCUGUUCUUUCUUUUUUCCUUCUUUCUUUUCUUUAUUCAUUUCUUUCUUUUCUUUCUGUUCUUUCUUUUUUCCUUCUUUCUUUUCUUUCUUCCUUUCUUUCUUUCUUUCUUUCUUUCUUUCAUUCUAUUUUUCUUGCCUGCCUUUUCUCUUUGCAACCAAACAUUGCAAUCUUUUUUUCUUCCUUUUUCUUCAGUCUUUCUUUGAUUAG
This is a messenger RNA of Acanthosepion pharaonis, 1491 nucleotides long. The record is from the annotation of a GenBank genome assembly. NCBI's taxonomy places the organism in Eukaryota, Metazoa, Mollusca, Cephalopoda, Sepiida, Sepiidae.